GCUGAAGUUCCUGGCUGCUCCGACCAGCCGGGGCAGCCAGGUCAUAGGUGACAAGGAUAAGAACUGUCAUCCUGAAGCUGUAGAGCGGCCAUCUCCCUGGCUCUGGGUCACAGCUCUCAGGAUGGAGCAGGCAAUGCUGCAGAUGCUUGUUCUGUUGGCGCUGGGAACCUACUACCAGUGUGCCUCAGGUUUCCCGGUGUACGACUUCGACCCUUCCUCCCUGCAGGAAGCCCUCAAGGCCUCGGAAGCGAAGGUGAACUCACAGUCCCUGAGUCCUUACCUGUUUCGGGCGACCCGGAACUCCUUGAAAAGAGUCAACGUCCUGGAUGAAGACACCGUGGUCAUGAACUUGGAGUUCAGUGUUCAGGAAACAACAUGCCUGAGAGAUUCUGGCGAUCCCUCCUCCUGUACAUUCCGAAGGGGUUACUAUGUGCCAACAGCUGCUUGCCGGAGCACCGUGCAGAUGUCCAAGGGACAGGUGCAGGAUGUGUGGGCUCACUGCCGCUGGGCCUCCACAUCCGAGUCCAACAGCAGUGAAGAGAUGAUUUUUGGGGACAUGCCAAGAUCCUAUAGACGGAAGAAUGAUUAUCUGCUGGGUUUUUUUACCGAUGAAUUCAGGAAUGAACGAUUCCAGGACCGGUCACUUGAGAAUGUGAGAAGGGAACGUCUUCCUGCACAUAGAAGGUUCCAAAACUUCCGUCAAAGAGCAAGAGUAAACUCUGGCUUUGAGUGACAUCCUGGAGGCUCUGUGAAAGGAAGAGAAGCCGAAGCAGUAAUGAAGAAAGACGUGGCCAAUUGUGUCACUUUCCCUUUGAUAAGCUCCAUUCUGCAAUAAACGUCUUUUCCUUCCCAUAA
Molecule: messenger RNA, 855 nt
Organism: Alexandromys fortis (reed vole)
Lineage: Eukaryota; Metazoa; Chordata; Mammalia; Rodentia; Cricetidae
Gene: Spp2
Product: secreted phosphoprotein 2
Exons: 8
Coding region: 122-733 (203 amino acids)
Biological process (GO): bone remodeling
Cellular component (GO): extracellular region
Source: RefSeq, a predicted model, not a curated record